AUGGCACUCCUCACCUUGAUCCUAGUAGCUACAUGUCUGAGUGCAUAUGCACUGUACAAGUACUUGGAAUCAUGUCGUCUUCAUAAGGUUCCUACAGGACUGAAGCCACUUCCUGGUCCAAAAGGCUACCCCAUCAUAGGUUCCAUACCCGAUGUACCAGAGAAGAAUGGCUUCAUCAAGUUCUCCGACUGGGGCAAGGAGUACGGCCCUAUCUACCAGACCAACUUAGCUGGAUCCAAUCACGUCUGGAUAUCUUCUGAGAAGAUUGCGCAUGAUCUCCUGUCAAAGAAAGCAGCCAUCUACUCUGACCGACCACACAUCCCCGCUUUGAUUGACGACAACCGUACAAGUGCACAGUAUCUGCCAUUGCUCAGCAGAAAUGAGGGCCACACUCGCCAGAGGAAAUUCACAAACGUGAUCAUGCGCGAGUCCGAAAAGGCAAUCUUCCACCGGUACCCAGAGUUAGAGGCAAAGCGCAUGCUUGUUGAGCUACUCGAGGAGCCCGAUCAGUACAAUCAUGCUCUCGAAUCCUUCAUCGCCCGCGUUACGUCUCGCCUAGCGUGGGGCCAUGCCGAAGCCAGUGACGAGCUCAAACAACGAGCACGCGAACUCCUAAUUGGUGUGUCACCUACCGGGGCACUGCCCAACAAGCUACCCUUUUUGAUGGCACUGCCCGAUUGGCUAUCACCAGCCAAGGCAUGGGAGAGGCGACGGGCUAAGACAGAGCGAACAUUCUUCCAGACUAUGCAGUCACAGGUUGAGAGAGACAUACAGGAGAAGACAGCACCAGCUUCUUGGAUGAAGACCUUCCUUACCCAGGGAGCCAGCAAGUUCGGCUUCAAGUCUGACCUCGAGGGUGCGUAUGCAGUUGGCAUGCACGGCAUUGCUGGUGCAUUGACAAUCGCCGCGCCAAUGCAGUCCUUCUGCUUAGCUAUGUCUCAUUACCCACAAUACCUGUCAAUGCUUCAAGAAGAGAUCGACCGCGUCUGCGGUGACAGACUUCCCAUCUCAGAAGACCGUCCAAAUAUGCCGAUGCUCCGCGCUGUCAUCCGCGAGUUGAUCCGCUGGCGCCCACCGGUGCCGACUGGCAUCCCUCACUACCUAACACAAGACGACGAAUACAACGGCUUCCAUAUUCCCAAGGGCAGCACUAUUCACCCUCUUGAGUGGGCAAUAUCUCGUGAUCCGGAAAUCUAUCCCGACCCUGAAACAUUCAACCCUCUGCGAUGGCUGAAGCCCGAAUACCCAACAUACAAAGAACCUUUGACUCAAUUCCCUACUAUCAUUAAUUCAUCCCAGUUCGGCUACGGACGACGACUGUGUCAAGGACAGACAGUGGCUGACGAAGAUCUCUUCAUCGGCAUCGGAUCCGUCGCCUGGCUCUUCAACAUCUCCAAGCGCUCGUCAGACAAGCCACCCGUCCCAAAGAAGCCCCAGCACCUUGUUGGAAUCAACAAGAAACGCACUAUCUCCAAUGAAGAGCUCAACGCCGGCCUCAUAUCCUCAGAGUUGAUAUCAGAAAAACGCAGCCUCGAGCUCACAAAACCCACACGACCCUUCCCACCAGGCUACAAACCCAUCGAAUGGGGCCACCCGUCCCAAAAACCCAAAGACCCGACACUCGACUACUCUAUCCUGCUCAUCGCAAAGCCUAUUCCUUUCCAAUUCGACCUGAAGCCACGAGACGAGGCGCGCUCGAACAAGGUUAGGGAACUCUUUGCCGAGGGCCUCGAAAAGGGUCACUACACCAAGCCUCGCGAAUACUGGGGCCCGAAUCAGGGGAGAGGCGAAUCUUUGGGUUGGAGCAAGGUGUGA
Messenger RNA from Macroventuria anomochaeta, 1815 nucleotides. RefSeq names its product cytochrome P450. Bases 1 to 1815 code for a protein of 604 amino acids. Lineage: Eukaryota; Fungi; Ascomycota; Dothideomycetes; Pleosporales; Didymellaceae. Gene Ontology annotation, molecular function: heme binding; iron ion binding; oxidoreductase activity, acting on paired donors, with incorporation or reduction of molecular oxygen. The transcript is spliced from 4 exons. The record is from RefSeq and is a predicted model, not a curated record.